AAAUUCAACGCAUUCGAGCUUUGACGAUUGAAGUUGAGUUGUUCUUUUUACAUCCGUCCUAAUUUGCUUUAUGUGACGGAUUUGAGGAAAAAGAUCUAAAGCAAUCGAUAAUUUGUUAUUGCAUUCCUAAUAUAUAAAACCGUAAUAUUUAUAACAUGUGUGGUGCAAGUAUUUAUUAUUAUAUAUAUAUAUGGUCUGUAUAGUAAAUCUCGGAUAUAAAUAACAACCAUGCUCCUAGACGUACUUAAUUACGCAUGUACGGAAAAUUAAGGACUAGGACUGCUUACCUAUACACGAGUCAAAUUCAAUGGGCUGAUAUAUUAGCGUCACCUGGUUCUUCUCUUCAUUGUAAAUAUGAAUUUGCUUUUGGGCCCGAUUGGAGAAAUAUUAAAGGAUUAGAAGCGGCAGUUUCCCAAAUAGUAAAUGUGGUAUCAAAUGGACAGAAAAUCAUUUUCAAUUUUCCUAUUGAUAUCAUAUUUAAAUCUACAAAUCCUUACCAAUGGCCUCAAAUAAUUUUGAGUAUUUAUAACAACAUGAAAUUAGUGGGCUAUGGAAGAGCAUACAUCCCUUUACAACCGAAAUUGCAUACCGUAGACGUUGCUCUAAUUAAACCACAGUCAUCUACAUUACUAGGUUAUUUAAGCAGCUUUUUUGGUUAUCAACCAGAACUUGUUCAACCAAAAAUGUUAGCAAAUUGUCUGGGAAAUGACAUGAUUGUGAUGACUUCCAACGGAAAAGUACGACUUACAUUGAAUGUUUUGCAACAAGGGUUACAUAAACUUGGUUAUGAUGUAGGAAAACAAAAACAACACUGAAGACAGAUUUCUAUGCAUUUUUAAUUGAUAUUUUAUUAUUUUUGAAGUGAAACUUUUUAUGGGACAUUGAAAGUUGUGGAAUUGAUAGUAAACUCGCCGAUCUAACAAGAUCUGUUAAGCUCUUUGUUCUUUUCUAGUUUUUUUUAUUUAACAUAGAGAUGAAAAAUCAUCCGAAAAUCUGCACAAAAACGCAGAGAAUAUUGUCAAUUAUUCGUCGGCGUUUAUUCCGUCUAUUUUAAUUUAUCUGAUUAUUGGUUAAAAUAUGCGGCAUUUGAAUUAAAAACGUCAAGAUUUGGGAUUAAGAAAACAUUAAAUACAAUUAAUAAACAACGGUUAUUACUAAUAAUAAUAUGUAUAUUUUAUUAAAGUUGUGUACAAUUCACUGUAUAAUAAUUAAAUAACGGAAAAUAUUUUUUCUCUAAUUAUUGUUUCUGAUUGCUGUUUGGAAAUAUCGAAAGGGGAGCAUUAUACAUACAAUUUCAGUUUCUGAAAACAAAAA
Molecule: messenger RNA, 1314 nt
Organism: Agrilus planipennis (emerald ash borer)
Lineage: Eukaryota; Metazoa; Arthropoda; Insecta; Coleoptera; Buprestidae
Gene: B9d1
Product: B9 domain-containing protein 1
Exons: 4
Coding region: 255-815 (186 amino acids)
Biological process (GO): cilium assembly
Cellular component (GO): MKS complex
Source: RefSeq, a predicted model, not a curated record